CUGGCAUACGAAAUCUGCAUGUUUCACUCCUCACUCAUCUCUCGAUCCACUCCGCUAUCUCUCCUUAGGCUCAAUCCCUCACCUGCCAAAGCCCCGCCGCCCAAAUGGCGCUUCCCGCUCUAUCUCAAUUCAAAUCUCCUCUCCCCAGGCUCUCUUCUCCUUCACCUUCUUCUUCUCUAAAGCCACCUAACAUCAUCUCUUCUUCUCUUCAUUUUUCCUCCCGCCAUCGAAGACGUACCAUCGCCGUCGCUCUUCCACAGCCCUCCUUCAUCAGCUCCUCCUUCAAUGGCGACCACCAUCACGAUCGGAUUCCCCAUGCUCGGCCACCAGAGAUCCCAUGGAGCAAGGAUAUGGCUAAUUCCGUCAACCUCAUCGGAACCAUCGGUGCUUCGGUUCAGAUAAAGCAGCUAAGCAGCGGCAAGGUGCUCGCAUGGACCCGCCUAGGGUUCAAGAAGUCGUCCUCCGAGACUUCAUGGAUCAACCUGACCUUCUGGGAUGAACUGGCUCAUGUGGCCUUCCAACACGUGGAGAAGGGAAAUCAGGUUCAUGUUUCUGGCCGUCUGGUGUCAGAUACCACUGAGGGGGAAGAUGAUAGGCCCUUGAUUUUCUACAAGAUUGUUGUUCAGCAGCUAAAUUUUAUUGAGAGGAGCUUCCAACCAGCUCCAUCGUAUGAACAGGGUACACAAUCCGUGAAUUCUGGUCUAAGGAAUGAAAAUUAUUCGGGAAACAAUUUUGCUUCAUCUUCAGCAGAGGAGCUCUGGCAAGCUUUCUUUGCUAAUCCUGUAGACUGGUGGGACAAUAGAAAGAAUAAGAAAAAUUCCAGGUACCCAGAUUUUAAGCACAAGCACACAGGUGAGGCAUUGUGGAUUGAAGGCAAGAACAACCCACCUUGGGUGAAGGGUCAGUUAGCUAUAUUAGAUGAAAAGAUGAGUUCUUUUCAACCUUAUGGAUCAAAUUCUACUGUUUCUUUGCUUAAUGGGAAUAAUGAUUUUUUGUCUCUUUAAUUCUGCUUUAGUUACAGGCGCUUCUAAGCUUGAACUGCAAUUCAAAUUUCUCAUUUUGGCCCCUCAU
This is a messenger RNA of Phalaenopsis equestris, 1071 nucleotides long. Its product is annotated as protein OSB2, chloroplastic-like. The record is from RefSeq and is a predicted model, not a curated record. Gene Ontology annotation, biological process: positive regulation of helicase activity; mitochondrial DNA replication. Gene Ontology annotation, molecular function: single-stranded DNA binding. The transcript is spliced from 5 exons. Bases 105 to 1004 code for a protein of 299 amino acids. Gene Ontology annotation, cellular component: mitochondrial nucleoid. Lineage: Eukaryota; Viridiplantae; Streptophyta; Magnoliopsida; Asparagales; Orchidaceae.